UACGUACUAAAGAUUAAAUAAUAAUAAAAAAAUUCUGAUAAAAAUACAGAAUGUCUCUGAAAGAAGAGCCAGCUAGCCCCACUGCUCGAUUGAUGCAGGCACCCUCCUUCAACCUCUGCAUUUUAGCACUUUUGGGUUAUUCCACCAAGAUCGACGUCAACUUGUUCAAGAAAUGUUUAGAGAGAACUCUUUUGAAACACCCUCGUUUCUCGAGUCUUCUCGUUGUGAACGACAAGAAGCGUGGGAAAUGUUCGUGGAGACGGACAAGGGUGGAUUUGGAGAACCAUGUUUAUGUGCCGGAUUUGGAUCCGGACAUGGAAAACCCUGACGAGUUCGUGGAGGAUUUCACGUCGGGGCUGUCGAGGAUCCCCCUGGACUACGCGAAGCCGCUGUGGGAAGUCCACAUUCUCAAUGUGAAAACCUCGGAUGCAAAUUCCGUGGUGAUAUUCAAGAUUCAUCACUCGAUGGGCGACGGGGUGUCGAUGAUUUCCCUGGUGCUGGCCUGCUCCAAGAAGCUGUCUGAUCCUGAAUCUCUGCCUGUUAUGCCGUCAAAGAAACAGAAACAGAAACCCUCUGGCGUUGGGGGGUUGAUGAAGAGGUGGUUUGUCUCGGUUUGGAUCAUUCUCGUGGUUAUUUUCAACACGUUGAUUGACUCGGCGUUGUUCUUGGCGACGAUUUUGUUUCUGGAAGACAGCAAGACUCCGAUCAAGGGAGGAGGAAGGGUCGAUGGAGGUCCCAAGCGGUUCGUGCACAGGAUUGUUAGUCUUGACGACGUUAAGCUUGUCAAGAAUGCAAUGAAUGUGAGCAUCAAUGAUGUAGUACUAGGUGUAACAGAAGCUGGCCUCACUCGUUAUCUCAAGACGACAUACGACACUGAACAAAAACACAGAGAAAAUGGUGCACAUGUCAUGAAGAAGACAAGGGCUUUACCUAGACAUCUUCGUCUUAGAUCAGCUGUUGUUUUUAACCUUAGGUCAACACCUGCUAUUCAGGACUUGGCUGAAAUCAUGGAGAAGGAGAAGGAGUUAAAUGGAAUGUGGGGCAAUUUAGUAGCCAUUGUGCUUCUUCCCAUGACCAUCGCUCUGCAAGAUGACCCUUUAAGUUACGUGCGAAGAGCCAAGGCGACCAUGAACCGCAAGAAGCUCUCACUUGAAUCUAAAUUCGUAUUCACCGCACUCAAGCUAUUGAUUAAGUUAUUUGGAAUCAAGACGGCAGCUGCAGUGACAAGUGCUGUAUUUCGGAAUACUACGUUUGGUUUCUCGAAUGUGGCCGGCCCACAAGACGAGAUCAGUUUGUUUGGUCACCCCUUGUGUUACAUUGCUCCUUCUGUUCAUGGCUUCCCUCAUGCAUUGAUCAUCCAUUGCCAGACCUAUGCUAAUAAGUUGAUCAUAUGCUUAGCAGCCGACGAGAACUUGAUUCCCAAUCCUCAUCAACUUUGUGAUGAUCUGCAGCAGUCCCUCCAAAUUAUUAAGGAAACUGUGAUAAAAAGAGGGCUUGUAAAGGGCCCUCCACUUUGCGAAUCUGUCUAGUUCUCAAUGUCUGAUGAUCAUUUAUUUUCUGUUAAAUUUAAUGAGGACGCUAAUGUUUCGUACUUUUGCAGCUCCAACCCUUUGUCUCAAUUCAUACAUAAACACAUUGUCUGAAGA
Molecule: messenger RNA, 1646 nt
Organism: Sesamum indicum (sesame)
Lineage: Eukaryota; Viridiplantae; Streptophyta; Magnoliopsida; Lamiales; Pedaliaceae
Product: wax ester synthase/diacylglycerol acyltransferase 11
Biological process (GO): triglyceride biosynthetic process
Cellular component (GO): plasma membrane
Molecular function (GO): diacylglycerol O-acyltransferase activity
Source: RefSeq, a predicted model, not a curated record